Suillus plorans is the source of this 405-nucleotide messenger RNA. RefSeq lists its product as uncharacterized. NCBI's taxonomy places the organism in Eukaryota, Fungi, Basidiomycota, Agaricomycetes, Boletales, Suillaceae. The record is from RefSeq and is a predicted model, not a curated record. Bases 1 to 405 code for a protein of 134 amino acids. The transcript has a single exon.
AUGCUUUUCAGAGUGUUCACCAUAUUUUUGCUCGUUGCCCGGCCUUCUUGGCUGUCCGUCGUGCGCAUAGCAUGCAGCUCUGUGACGAGACCUCCUCGUUACUCGAGGGCAAGGCUGCCGAUCGUGUGCGAGAGGUCUUGGAAUGAGCGGCUCAGCGCCUAUUUUUCUGACGACGCGGGGCUUUGGCCACAAUAUCGGACGCGUUUUUACAUGGGUGUGCUACCCCCACUUGCGCGUAUUGUGGGCAACAUGACCGAGACAGAAGUGGGUGUAUUACCCCCACAGUCUCAUGAUAUGGGCAACAUUGCGUCUGGUAAUGCGGGUGCCUUACCCCCGCAGCUGGAUAGUACGACGAUAGAACCUAAGGUGUUGUCACGAUUUAGUGCAGGCAUGGCACGUGCAUAG